AUGAGCACUUUGCCGUUAUCGACAUCUCUACUUCCUCCUCUUCAGACCUUUUCCGCUCAUGGCCAUGGUCUCAGCCGGAAUCUCUGCUUCUAUCGGAAAAAACAAUCGUAUCUUCGUGUUCGAGCCGCUAAACUUCCAGAGGGGGUGAUAUUGCCAAAAGUACAACCAAAAUCUCAACCUGCGUUUCUGGGAUUUACACAAACAGCUGAGAUAUGGAACUCCAGAGCUUGCAUGAUUGGUCUCAUCGGCACUUUCAUCGUCGAACUGAUUCUGAACAAGGGAAUACUUGAGAUGAUCGGUGUAGAGAUUGGGAAAGGGCUUGAUCUUCCUCUAUAA
Microthlaspi erraticum is the source of this 336-nucleotide messenger RNA. NCBI's taxonomy places the organism in Eukaryota, Viridiplantae, Streptophyta, Magnoliopsida, Brassicales, Brassicaceae. The record is from the annotation of a GenBank genome assembly.